Molecule: messenger RNA, 519 nt
Organism: Peronospora belbahrii
Lineage: Eukaryota; Oomycota; Peronosporomycetes; Peronosporales; Peronosporaceae
Source: the annotation of a GenBank genome assembly
AUGGGCGCCUCGUUCUCACGCUUCUUGUGUCUUGCCGUGGGCGUCGCGUACCCGACGUACGCAAGCUUUAAGGUUAUGGAACGACCUGGCAGCGGCUACAGUAACAAGCAGUGGCUUACUUACUGGGUCGUCUACGGUGCUACGACGUCCGUAGAGUCUAUCGUGUCACCUCUCAUGUGUCUCGUGCCUGGUUACAACUUCACCAAGGCAUUGUUUCUCAUCUGGCUGAUGUCUCCGCAGACAAAGGGUGCAACGAUUGUGUACGACAAGGUGUUAUGUCCUUUUCUGAAAGAGAAAGAGCCGUUCGUGGAUCUUAAGCUGAAAGAAGCUCAGGAAGCUGGAGAGAGUGUUUUAUCUGCUUUUCUACAGACAAUAGCAGAUCAAGUUGUUGCUAUUCAGAAGAGUGAUGAGUUUAAGCACAUUUGCAUGGCAAUCAGGAGGCUAGCGUCGUCGGAUUCGGCCAAGAAGACAAGGAAGAAAAGUACCGAUAAGAGCAAGCAGUCGGCCAAAGAAGAAUAA